CAACUUGUUAUGUUCACUUACAUUGGUAGCAGUGGUUAAGUUCAUCGUGUAUCUUGAAUGUAAAAUACUGUCAGUAUACAUUUGCUAAUAAAUAUAAAAUUAAAUUAACAAUCAAAUAAUAUAUAUUAUUGCCACGUAGCUACCAUAAAAUAUCACUCUUAGGAACGUGGUAUAAAAAUCAGUGUUUGCAUCAAAGCAUACUUGAAUAGAUACAAGUGAUAACUGGAAAAUAAAAACUGUUUAAAUGUCUAAUACAAAUACCAUGGAAAAUGAAAGUGAUCCGGUGGUUAAAGAGAUUCCAGUGUUUCUCUCGAAAGCACUUGCAGAUAAGCUCUUUAUUUUUCAAUAUCCAAUUAGGCCUUCUAAAGAUGGCUAUGACAAUGCAACAAUCUUAAAAUCCUCUAUAAAACCACAGAAUCAAGAGGUUCUAUUAGAAGUAGCAAUAGAUACACAUAGUGUUAAUUAUGACCAAAGUAAAGGUGAACAAAUUGCGAUUAAUGCAGAUGGUGAUGCCAAAAAUGAACAAGAAGAAGAAGAAAAAGCAUUUGACAGCAAUUACAUGGAUAAGACAGUCUUGCAUUCUUCACGAGCAUUACCAAACUGUUCCAAUUAUGCAAUUGGAGUUUUCCAAGAAGGAGAAUUGCAUUUAACACCUCUAAGAGGAGUUGUUCAAAUGCGUCCACAAUUUAAUUACCUUGAUAAAAGUGAUAAACGCGUCAGGGAUGAAGCUAAAAAUAUGGGAGAUGACUUAGAGGAAGAAGAAGAAGGCCCAAAACAAGUAAAUGUAACAUUUGCCAGACAGAAACCAGAAUUUAUGAAAAAGAUGCAGGAGCAAUCUUUUCAGCAUCAAACUCAAAAAAGCUUAGAGGAGAGGUGGAUUCAUACAAAAUAUAUUCCUACAAAUAGCACUCAAGCAGAGCUUACACGUUUGGAAAUGUUUUGCUCUGCACCUGAUGAAGCUGUGAAUACUUUAAAUUUAACAAAUCAACAAUAUUUAGAGUUAUUAGCGCCAAGAGUAAAAGAAGAACCAUAUUUAAAAGCAGAGAUGUCUAACAGUAACACGUCUCUCAAUUAUAUUAGGACAUUACCUCUUCUAGAUCAAAUGAGAAUUCUUUUUAAAGAUGCCAAAGUUAUAUCGUUUGUACAUUUGCGAUCAAUUUUAUCACCAGAUCAAGAAACGGCAGCUAUUUUAAAAUAUUUACAGCAAGUGGCUGUUUUAGUACAAGGAAAUUGGAUUGUAAAUAGUGAACUUAUAUACCCAAAAGAUAGUAUAUCUUCGUAUAAUGGUAUUCCUGCUGACCUUAUGUGCAGAGCUAGAGAUUAUAUUUUAUUAUCGUUUACGGAACAUGAAUAUUUAGAUAGAAAGACAAUUUCGUCCGUAGUCAAAUUACCUCCAGAUGAAAUUAAAGAAAUAUUUAUGAAUUUAGCAACACAUGAACCUAAAAAGGGAUGGCGGUUAAUAAUUCCACCUACUAAAGAUUUUAUAGAAAGGUAUCCUGAAAUAGCACAAAGACAGGAGAUGUUAUGGGAGGCGAAACGGAAGCAUCUCCGCGAAGCAAUGGAGGUUCAAAGUCAAAUUCCACAACGUCAAAGGCGAAAGUCGAACAGGGAGUCUGUUGGGUCCGAGAAUGAGGAGAAAAAUGUAGGGCGUGGUAGAAAAACAUUAAGGGAUUCCUCGAUGUCAGACAACGACAGUGCGACAGAACCAGUAAAGCAUAAGAAAACCAUUCGAUCUCGAAAAGUAUCCGAGACCACGUGACCAAAGUUGAUGCGCGACUAAAAUAAUAUAAUAAUGCAACAUAUUGUUAACGUGUUUCAAAUUGCGGAAUCAUCACAACUGUAGAUCAUACUAUCACAAUGUGUCUGCUUUGAUACACUGCCGAAAUCUUACAAUACAUAUACAUUCUUAAAUUAUUUAAGUAAAAUAUUUUCUAGUCUCAAAUGACGCGUCGAGCAACCGAUAGACAAUACCGAUACCUUUGUUCUCUUAAGUAUUUAUUAAAAAAAAUAAUUCAAGUCAGCUUACUUGAAUUUUCUGCUGUUGUCUAUCAUGACAAAUACGAUUACUAACAAAAAAAAAAGGUUUCAUUUCCAUAAUAUUAUUUAUU
Messenger RNA from Nomia melanderi (Alkali bee), 2108 nucleotides. RefSeq names its product RNA polymerase III subunit E (gene Polr3E). The record is from RefSeq and is a predicted model, not a curated record. Gene Ontology annotation, cellular component: RNA polymerase III complex; nucleus. Gene Ontology annotation, biological process: tRNA transcription by RNA polymerase III. Lineage: Eukaryota; Metazoa; Arthropoda; Insecta; Hymenoptera; Halictidae.